AUGAAUAAUAAUAUCAUUUUCUUGUUCUUGUUCUUCUUGUUCGCAACAACGAUAAACUCAUUUACUAUCAGAAAAAGAGCAGACGACGCUGGUAAAUUUACCCAGUGCGCUGGUACAUUCCCCAUCACUGUUACCGAGGAUACAUAUACCCCGGCCACAAUUGUGCCUGGGGAAACCAUCACCGAACAUGUUGUAUGGGAUAGCACUGUCGAAGUUGAUCCAAAAACACGUAUUCACGUGACAAUAACCACACUUGAUGGCACACCAAUACUUUCACAUGAACAUACUUUUUGUGGAAGUGAAGCAGUACCCCCUGAAGUAAAAUGUCCAAUUCCAGUAGGACACCUUGACUAUACAGUCAAAUAUGCACUUCCUCCUAGUCCCGACCAACCUAAAGCUCAAACUGUCCAACUUUACAUAAACAGGACUCUUAUAAGCCCGGAUAAAACGACUUUACAAUGUGUAGAAGGCACGAUCACUGUUGCAUUCCCUUAA
This is a messenger RNA of Entrophospora candida, 495 nucleotides long. The record is from the annotation of a GenBank genome assembly. Lineage: Eukaryota; Fungi; Glomeromycota; Glomeromycetes; Entrophosporales; Entrophosporaceae.